GCAACCCCAAAAAGUGCCCCAGCCGCUCAGUUUAAGUUUUUUCAUUUACGUAAAUCUUGGUUUACGUAAAGGGUUUUUCUUCUUUUUCUUUUUCUUUUUCUUUUUUAAUAGUAGCCAGCGUGAGAUUAUCUGCUUGAGCAUGGCGAACAACAUUGCAGUUAUCAGUAUUUGUUCCGUUCUGCUGGUUGCGGUGGUGGUAGCGGUGACGGUUGGUGUCACCCAAAGUGGGAAGAGCGAUGGUGAUUCGGGCGAAGUAAAGAGUGCGAGCAAGGCAAUCAAAGAGCUUUGCCAACCCACUGAUUACCAACAUGCAUGUGAGAAUAGUCUCUCAAAUGCCAACACCACUGAUCCCAAGGAGCUUAUUAGGAUGGGUUUCCAAGCUGCCAUGACCGAGAUUGAAACGGUAAUCGCCAACUCUACGACCUUGAAGGAGUUGGUGAAGGGCCGCCCAAGGGCUAAGCAGGCUCUUGAGAAUUGCCAUGAGCUCAUGGGGUACGCCAUUGAUGAUCUUAACAACUCUUUCAAACAAAUGGGGGAAUUCGAUGUGGACAAAUACGAGGAAUACGUGGAAAACCUCAAGAUUUGGUUGGCUGGUUCCAUCACAUACCAGCAAACUUGCUUGGAUGGAUUCAUUAAAACAAGAGGUGAAAGCGGGGAAAAAAUGAGGGCACUUUUGAAGACUGCUCAGGAGCUUAGUAGCAAUGCUUUGGCCAUGGUUUCUGAGUUGGAUUUAUCUCUCAAGAAACUCCACCUUUCAGGUGCCACUCAAGGCGUCGUACGCAGGCUCUUAUCUCAUGAUCAAAGUGGAUUCCCUUCAUGGGUCAGCUCAACCCAACGGAAGCUCCUUGAAAAUAGUUCAAAAUUCGACCUUAAACCGAAUGUUGUUGUUGCCAAGGAUAAGAGUGGCAAAUAUGGAACCAUCAACGAUGCAUUGAAAGAAAUCCCUAAGCGUGGUUCCACUCCAUUUGUUAUUUACAUUAAAAAAGGCGUCUAUAAAGAGCAAGUUAUCAUCACCAAGGAGAUGAAAAACGUCGUGUUCAUCGGAGAUGGCCCAGAAAAAACCAUCAUCACCGGUAAAUUGAACUACGUUGAUGGAGUUAACACCUUCAGGACUGCAACAGUUGCUGUUAUUGGUGAAAAAUUCAUGGCCAAGAACAUUGGAAUCCUCAACACUGCUGGAGCCAAGAAGCACCAAGCCGUCGCACUUCGAGUCCAAAGCGAUCAAUCCAUCUUCUACCACUGCAAGAUUGCUGGCUACCAAGACACCCUUUACGUCCACAGCCAUCGCCAGUUUUAUAGGGAAUGCAUCAUAAGUGGAACCAUUGACUUCAUCUUCGGCGACGCGGCUGCGGUCUUACAAAACUGCAGAAUCAUCGUGAGGAAGCCGAUGUCUAACCAAAAAUGCAUCGUCACUGCUCAAGGAAGGUCCGAACGUCGUGAGGUCACCGGCAUGGUCAUCCACAACUGCACCUUCACUGGUGAGCCAAAAUACAUGUCAGUGAAAAACAAGAACAAGGCGUACCUUGGUCGGCCAUGGAAGGAGUUCUCCAGGACCAUCAUCAUGCAAUCUCAUAUCGACGACAUCAUUGCCCCCGAGGGUUGGUUGCCGUGGAACGGCAGCUUCGCUCUUGACACUUUGGUGUAUUCGGAGUUUAACAACAGGGGACCUGGUGCCGAUACGUCCAAGAGAGUUAAAUGGAGAGGUCUCAAGACUUUCAACGAAGAACAUGCCAAGUUGUACACACCUCACGAUUUCUUACACGUUGAUGAAUGGAUCUCCAGGUCUGGGGUGCCCUACACUCCUGGCAUGAUGCCUGGAUUGUAGAAACUAUCAAACAUAUGACCUUUUAGUCUUAUACUUAGGGACUUUUACUUCAUGCCAACCUGUAAGUUUCUUUUGGAGUCACAGGCAUCCAAACUUUUAUAUUGAUUUAUUUUGAAAAAUAAAGCUUUCACUGCAUCUUUCAAAAAUUAACAGUGAAAGUAAUGUCUGUAACUCAUCAUACAAAUUACAAAUUGUCACCUAUUUAGUAUAUUUAAUUUUUAUCGUACAAGUUUUAGUGAAGAAAUAAAGGAAUUACAAGUGUAAGAUAUGUACCCAGAUGCCACGUUAU
Molecule: messenger RNA, 2114 nt
Organism: Gossypium raimondii (Peruvian cotton)
Lineage: Eukaryota; Viridiplantae; Streptophyta; Magnoliopsida; Malvales; Malvaceae
Product: probable pectinesterase/pectinesterase inhibitor 21
Exons: 2
Coding region: 140-1825 (561 amino acids)
Biological process (GO): cell wall modification
Molecular function (GO): pectinesterase activity; pectinesterase inhibitor activity
Source: RefSeq, a predicted model, not a curated record